This is a messenger RNA of Empidonax traillii (willow flycatcher), 2751 nucleotides long. Its product is annotated as E3 ubiquitin-protein ligase HECTD3-like. Gene Ontology annotation, molecular function: ubiquitin-protein transferase activity. Lineage: Eukaryota; Metazoa; Chordata; Aves; Passeriformes; Tyrannidae. The record is from RefSeq and is a predicted model, not a curated record. The transcript has 20 exons. The coding region runs from base 13 to 2637 and encodes 874 amino acids.
GCCCGGUGCGCGAUGCGGGCGGGCGGGGAGGCGCCGCACCAGGUGCUGGGCCGGCUGCGGUUCCUGCUGCAGUGCAGCGAGUGCUUCCGCCGCGCCCGGGCGCUGCCCGCCGCGCUCUGCUACGUGCCCAAGGAGGUGCAGUACAAGAUCUGCAAGGACCCCGCGGCCGCCGCCGCCGCCGCCGCCGCCCGCAGCCUCCUGAGCGUGUGGGACAGCCCGGGGCCGGCGCGGGGCGGGAAGCGGGCGGCGCGGGCCACCAUCGAGGUGCGGAAGGGCGGCUGCCUCCGCGCCACCGGCGAGGAGUACUGCAACGGCGCCGGGCUCUGGGUCAAGCUCAGCAAGGUAACGCGGGGGCGGCAGCCCGCGGAGGGCCUGGCCCGGCCCGGCCCGGCCCCGUCUGACCGCCCGCUGUCCCCGCAGGAGCAGCUGGAGGAGUACCGGAGCGGCUGCGAUCUAGAGGAGGGCUGGGUGCUGGUGUGCAAACACGCCGACGGCGGGGACCGGCUGGUGCCCGUGGAGUCCACGGAGCGGAUCCAGCGGCAGCAGCAGCUCUUCGGGGUUGACUACAAACCCGUCAUCAGAUGGGAGCAGGUGGUGGAUCUGACGUACUCCCUGCGCCUCGGAGCAAAGCCCAGGCCCAUGGAGCAGGAUGAGGCUGCAGUAGAGAAGCUUCGGUUUGUGCCCCCAACGUGGACUUACGAAUGUGAUGAAGACCUAGUGCAUUUCCUGUAUGACCACAUUGGGAAGGAAGAUGAGAACUUGGGCAGCGUUAAGCAGUACGUGGACAGCAUCGAUGUCUCGUCCUACACGGAGGACUUCAAUGUGUCAUGCUUGACCGACAGCCGCGCUGACACGUACUGGGAGAGUGAUGGGUCCCAGGGCCAGCACUGGGUGCGGCUCAACAUGAAGAAAGGCACCAUUGUCAAGAAGCUGCUGCUGACAGUGGAUUCCAACGAUGAGAACUUCACACCCCAGCGGGUCGCUGUGUACGGGGGCGAGGGAGACAAUCUGAAGAAACUGAACGACGUCUGCAUUGAGGACAGCUACAUUGGGGAUGUGUGCAUCCUUGAGGACAUGACAACACACCUGCCUGUCAUCGAGAUCCGGAUUGUGGAGUGCAGAGAUGAUGGGAUUGACGUUCGUAUCCGAGGCAUCAAAAUCAAAUCCUCCCGGCAGAGGGACUUGGGGCUCAGUGCUGACAUGUUCCAGCUGCCCAAUUUGGUGCGCUACCCUCGCCUGGAAGGGACUGACCCUGACCUGCUGUACCGGCGGGCUGUGCUCAUUCAAAGGUUCAUCAAGCUCCUGGACAGUGUCCUGCAUCACUUGGUGCCAGCUUGGGACCACACUGUUGGCACGUUCAGCAAACUCAAGCACAUCAAGCAGUUCCUGCUGCUGUCCAAGAAGCGCACAGCCCUCAUCACGCAGUGCCUGAAGGACUCGGAGACCAGCAAGCCCAAUUUCAUGCCUCGGCUCUACAUUAACCGACGCCUGGCUAUGGAGCACCGAGACAACCCUGCCCUGGACCCCAGCUGCAAGAACGCUGUCUUCACCCAGGUAUAUGAAGGCCUGAAACCCUCAGACAAGUUUGAAAAGCCUCUAGAUUAUAGGUGGCCGUUGCGGUACGACCAGUGGUGGGAGUGCAAGUUCAUCGCAGAGGGCAUCAUCGACCAAGGUGGUGGUUUUCGAGACAGCCUGGCGGACAUGUCGGAGGAACUGUGCCCCAGCUCGACGGACACCCCUGUGCCUUUGCCCUUCUUUGUGCGCACGUCCAACCAGGGUAACGGCACUGGAGAAGCCAGGGACAUGUAUGUCCCUAACCCCUCCUGUAAAGACUUCCCAAAGUAUGAGUGGAUUGGGCAGAUCAUGGGAGCAGCUCUGAGGGGCAAGGAGUUUCUGGUCCUGGCUCUUCCUGGUUUUGUAUGGAAACAGUUAACAGGGGAGGAGGUCAGCUGGAGCAAAGACUUCCCUGCUGUGGACUCUAUGUUGGUGAAGCUCCUAGAGAUGAUGGAAGUCAUGGACAAAGACACCUUUGAGUUCAAAUUUGGGAACGAGCUGACCUACACGACAGUGCUGAGCGACCAGCGCGCGGUGGAGCUGAUCCCCAACGGCAGCAACACUGUGGUGCGCUACGAGGACCGUAGGGAGUUCAUCCGCCUGGUGCAGAAGGCGCGGCUGGAGGAGAGCAAGGAGCAGAUCAUGGCCAUGCAGGCUGGGCUGCUGAAGGUGGUGCCCCAAGCUGUUCUUGACCUCCUUACGUGGCAGGAACUGGAAAAAAAGGUCUGUGGAGACCCUGAAGUCACAGUUGAUGCCCUGAAGAAACUCACCCGGUUUGAGGACUUUGAGCCACAGGACACCCGUGUUCAGUACUUCUGGGAAGCACUCAACAACUUCACCAACGAGGAUCGCAGCCGCUUCCUCAGAUUUGUCACUGGCAGAAGCCGCCUUCCAGCACGGAUCUACAUCUAUCCAGACAAGAUGGGCUCUGAGACAACAGAUGCUUUGCCGGAGUCAUCCACCUGCUCCAGCACUCUCUUCUUGCCCAACUAUCCCACAGCCAAGGUGUGUGAAGAGAAGUUGCGCUAUGCUGCCUAUAACUGUGUGGCCAUUGACACAGAUGUGAGUCCAUGGGAGGAGUGAUGUUGCAGCCUGACCCAGCAGCAUGGACAGUCAUUCAAAAAAAACUGUGCAGUGGGAAGAGCUCCCUUGUUUUUCCAGGAUGUGUAUAUAUAAUAAACAUCUAGGUGAAACUUG